GACUCGGCCCCUCCUCCCGUCACGCGCAUGCGCUUCGAGUCUCCCAGCUCGUCAUGGCUGACACGGGCUGGCCAGGCUGUGCGAGGGGUUUGAAAGGUGUCGUGUUGGACAUGUGCGGCGUUUUGUACGACAGCGGAGGGGGCGACGGCAUCGCCGUCCCUGGUUCCAUCGAGGCCGUGGAAGCCCUCAAGGCGUCUGACCUGCAACUGCGCUUCUGCACCAACGAGACCCAGGCCACCAGGGAGAAGUUCGUAGCCAAGCUCCAAAGACUGGGCUUUGACAUCUCUGUGCCGGAGGUCUUCUCGCCUGCCCCUGCAGCCACGGCAGUCCUCAAGGAGAGGGGUCUGCGGCCUCACCUGCUGGUGUAUGAUGGAGUUCUCCCGGAGUUUGACAGUGUUGACAAGACCAACCCAAACUGCGUGGUCAUUGGAGAUGCGGCUGAAAAUUUCUCCUACGAGAACCUGAACGAGGCAUUCAGGGUCCUUAUAGGCCUGGAGAAGCCAGUGCUUUUUUCCCUCGGUAAAGGGAGGUACUACAAGGAGACAGAUGGUUUGAAACUAGAUGUCGGGGCAUACAUGAAAGCUCUGGAGUAUGCCUGUGAUUUAGAGGCUGAAGUCAUUGGAAAGCCAUCCACAGUGUUCUUCCAGAGUGUUCUCAAUGACAUGGGGCUUCAACCACAUGAGGUGAUGAUGAUUGGGGACGAUCUGGUGAAUGAUGUAGGUGGGGCCCAGCACUGUGGAAUGAAAGGUGUACAAGUCAGGACUGGCAAAUACAGGCCCAGUGAUGAGAGGCACCCAACGGUGACAGCCGACGGCACUGUGGACAACCUGGCCCAGGCUGUGAAUAUGAUCCUCAGUCAGAGGGGCCACUGAUUUCAAGGAAGUGGACACUCUCCACUUACUGUGACCCAGGGUGAUACAGGCUAGUGUCCAUAGUAUUUUCACAUAGCUCUGAGUGUUGUGUCUGAUGGGAAGGGUGUACCGCAUCACGGUAUUCCAACGAACGUCUCAAGACAGUACAAAACUAAAAUACCGCCUUAAUACCGUAACAGUCAGCACUCCUUCUACCGUCAAAUAUGGGGAAACGCCCACCCAUCUGCAUGUCCACACAGAGUGUACUAGAAGAGAAAUUUGCUGAAGUAUUGUCCAGGUCUGCAAAGAUAGUCUGGAACCCUUUAGAGACCCUAGAGAGAUUUGUCUGUACAUGACUGGCAUAGAUAAGAUACCUCAAUUUGAAAUAAAUGUGCCUGUAACCUGCUGCUGACUGACAGUUAAAAGGGAAA
Xiphias gladius (swordfish) is the source of this 1282-nucleotide messenger RNA. RefSeq names its product phospholysine phosphohistidine inorganic pyrophosphate phosphatase. Gene Ontology annotation, cellular component: cytosol. The transcript has 7 exons. Gene Ontology annotation, molecular function: phosphatase activity; inorganic diphosphate phosphatase activity. The record is from RefSeq and is a predicted model, not a curated record. Lineage: Eukaryota; Metazoa; Chordata; Actinopteri; Istiophoriformes; Xiphiidae. Gene Ontology annotation, biological process: dephosphorylation. Bases 54 to 872 code for a protein of 272 amino acids.